GCUUUCCUGAGCGCGCCUCAUCCCCAGUGUGCUGGACAACUCGUCAGGUCUUUGGAUGCUAAAUGUUAUGCCAUGAGAAACUUUCAACUGCAUUCAAAAACCUGACGACCGAUCCACAAUUCAGUGUCCCAGCUUCCACCAGACAGCUAAACAGCCUGUUGCAGCCAGCGCUACCCAGAGACCGAGGCAUCAUGACAUCGUCAGACGUGCUGAAGUUUGGUCCCAUGCUGCAGAACGUCCUCAUGGCCGGCUCCAUCACCAAGGCAGUGCAGACGCUGGGAGCCUUGCUGUCCCUACAGCAACUCAAUCUCUUCUGCUCCUCUUCUUCCUCUCAAGAUGASGACUUCCAGAAGGACCAGGUCUUUAUAUGCAGCAUCUCCUCCUCCUCCUCCUCCAGCAAAGUGGCAAAGCUCCCAAUCCCCAGCUCCUCAACCAGCGUAGCCAGUCUGAAUCUGACCGAAGACGAUGGGAUCUUUAUCUCCAAGGAGAAGAGACCGCAGCAGCCGACUYCAACGACGGUUACAACCACUCAAAUCAAAGAGAACAGUCGAAUCACACAAACACCUGGAGCAACAGAUCUAGGUCUACCUGUCCCAGGUGAGCUCCUCUCAGGGUUCAGUAACCCAGCCAACCAGAUGACAGCCCUGGCUCCUCCCCRUCUAGAUCCAGGAAGUGACACCAGAGUACAGCACCAGAAGCAAACUUCCUCUCAGCUCAUGCAAUUCCUGCGAACCAACUGCAGGAACGAGCCAGCCAUGGAGUUGACUGCUUUCUUCCAGUACACCACCCAGUACACCACCUCUGAUUCCACCGCCCCGGCAACGACCUCUGACCCCACCACGGAAACCAAGCAUGCCCAGGAAAUUAAGAAUGUUCUAGAAACUAAGAACGUCAGCGUCCUGAAGAAGGAGCUGUUCUCAGAGCUGCCGGAUAACCAGCUGAACCAAUAUGCCCCAGUGUUCACAGUAAAGCGUGUGGAGUCUGGAGGCUCUCUGAUCUUCAGCUGUAUCAUUGCCACCAAGACAGAGCUCUGGGAUAUAGGAGACGUCUUUACCGAGGCGACAAGGAGCGGUCCUUCCUCUGACGUCAUCACCACCUCAGAGAACAAGAUGUCUGCCGCUAGUCUCCAGUGUCAGAGUGUAGAGAUCUCUAACACGACCCUCCACCCCCCAGCUCCAUCCAUCCACAGCCUACAGAUCAAAGAGGGACAUGCGACAGGGAAGGUUCAGGACGAUAUCGACACCAUCAGUCGGACUCCAGAACUCCAGAGAUUCCAGAACUGUUGUUCCUUUGUUACCCCGGGCAACCAGUGUCUGAACAUUCCAGAGUUCCAGAUCCGUAAGUUUGAGGAGACGGCAGUGGUGGUGAGUCACGUGGUGCAUCCUGGGAACUUCUACAUCCAACAGGCCGACGCCACCCUCCAGCUGGAGGACCUCAACACUGAUGGUUUAGCAGAGCUGAAGUGUAUUCCAUGACAUAGGGACCUAC
Salvelinus sp. IW2-2015 is the source of this 1488-nucleotide messenger RNA. RefSeq lists its product as uncharacterized. The record is from RefSeq and is a predicted model, not a curated record. NCBI's taxonomy places the organism in Eukaryota, Metazoa, Chordata, Actinopteri, Salmoniformes, Salmonidae.